Molecule: messenger RNA, 2876 nt
Organism: Myzus persicae (green peach aphid)
Lineage: Eukaryota; Metazoa; Arthropoda; Insecta; Hemiptera; Aphididae
Exons: 3
Coding region: 2117-2869 (250 amino acids)
Source: RefSeq, a predicted model, not a curated record
UGGAUAUAAAAUGAACAAGACAGGAUAAUUUAGUUAACAUUAUUAAUGAUCAUUUAUUAUAUUCACAUGUUACGUACAUCAUGAUUCAAGAAGACACAAAACUAUAUUAUCUUUUAUAACCUCAAUGUCUUUAUCAUAAUAAUAAUUAUAAUAAAAUAAUAAUAAUAAUAAUACUGAUAAUAAUGAUAUGAACAAUACUCAUAUCAACUUACAAAUACAACAGUAGUAAUUAGUUAACACGUUCUGAUUGUAAUAGAAAUAUAAUUAAUAUCACUUACCUCGUUUGAAGCAGGUCGAUGUUCUAAGUUGUGGAUAUUUUCAGCAAUCUGAAUGGUUGAUCGUGGUUCGAUGCGUGAUAUUAUUGCAAACUCUAUUAGACUAUUCGAGACUCUAUUAAGCUCUAUUUGAACUCUUACAUUGUAUUGAUGGAUAAUGGAGUUUGAAGAAAAGUGUAGAUAGGAAAUUGAACGAUAGGUUUUAUAAAUAAUAAUUGUUUGUGAUAUGUAGAUUUUUAAUUGGUCUGGAUAUUUUUGUGUCCGAUUACGGGUGUUCGGCAUUUUGAGAUUUGAUAUGUUGCUGUGUUACUUGUGAUUGAUAGGAAUAAUGUUUUUAUAUCUCCUUGGUUCUUACUGCCCUGCUAUCGAUGCCAUUAGUUUUAAUUGUAUGCGGCUUUAUCUUUUCUUCGGCGGCUCGUAUUUUGAUGAAUAUGUAUUUCAGUGGCUUAACAUCUUUAUGGCCGAAGAGAAAUAAUAUUAUUUUAAAUUUUCGUAUUUCUUUAUCGUUUUGUUGUUGAUAGUAUAGUUUUUAAUUGUAUGUGGCGGCAUCUUCUUUGGUGGCUUUGUGUUUAGAUAGAUAUGUAUUUCGGUAGCUUGAUAUCCUAAUAUUACUUAUGAUCGAGGAGAAAUAAUAUUAUUUUGAAUCUUCGUAUUUUUUUAUCGUUCCAUUAUUUUUAAUUAUAUGCUGCGUUAUCUUUUCUUUGGCGGCUCGUGCUUAGAUGGAUAUGGGUUUCGGUAGUUUAAUUGUGGGAAGGUAAAUUAUUUUAUAUUUAAUUGAUAGCGCUUAUAUUUAUUACACCCCUAUAUGGUCAUCAUUAGUGUUGAUUCACAUUGUGUAUUUAUUUAUGUAUAAUGUAAAGAUAUAAUAUAUUACACCGCUAAGGAUAGUCUGUGGUCUCUGAUCAACACCCGUUGUCCACGAUGCAUUUGGGAUACUUCAUAUUUUUGUCUUUCUGUCGAUUUCGUUUUCCUGCUUUAUGUUUGUGUUUGGUUUGCACUAUUUAAAUGAUACUCUUGUGAUCUGGUAAUGUGGUGUUCUCUGGGAAAUGUAUGUUUUCACUGAUGUGGAUGUUUGGUUUGGUCCCAUAGAGUACUUGCUGUAGUAACGUGAAAAUGGACUGUGUGCGCAUUGUAUGUAUUUACUUCUUUUUUUAUUAAUUAUGUGUGACUCAUUAUCUUUAUAUAUUGCGUACACAGUUACACAUUCCAAAUUAUUACCUUCUAAUAUAUAUAUACGCUCACCUCCGUAAUUAUGUAUAUAUAUAUAUACAUUGAUUUAAUUAUAUGGUAAACUGUCUUACCCUAAUUUGACUGAAGAUCCGUUAGAUGUUCGGUGGAUGAAGGAAGAAGAGAUAGUAAACGUUUUUAUAGUCAAUUUCCUUAAGCAUAAUGUAUUUCUCGUCAAAAUGAAGUUAUUCGCUUUUCAUUAUCCGCCCAGCUUUAUUGGUUUUGAGUGUGGUUUUUGGGGUUUUAGGGGUGUGCUUUUUGUGCAUUUAUUUCAGGUGUUCCAAUUUUAAAUUCUUUUAUUUUUUGAAUCUUGUUGUAUUCUUCAGAACUAAAAUAAAAUAUAUUGUCACCUCGCUUUUUAGUGCUGACGAUUUUGUUAAUUGCUGCUUUAAAUUUGUUCUGCGUACUUUAAUCUGGGGCCACACGGACGCACUACGUACGCGCGUUGCGACGGACGUACUAUUUAACGCGCGCACUAGAGCGGGCACACGAGCGUCAAUAUGACGUCCGUUAAAAAUGUGUUAUCAUUGAUUUUGUAUCUUAUCUAGUAUUUACUUGUUUGUAAAGUUGUAAAGACGUAUUGCGUACUGUUUUCACAAAGUUUUUUUUUAAAUAUGGACUCAGACGAAGUUUUUUCCUUUAGUUCUUUAACCUAUUUAUACCUAAAACAAAAACGGACUAAAAGGGAACAUUGGGUUCAUCCAAUAAAUUGUGAACGAUAUACAAAUGGGCAUUACGUGAAGUUGUACUAUAAACUUCGAGAAGAUUCGUCAAAAUUUUUUAACUACUUCCGAAUGUCUGUAAGAUCAUUCGAUGAACUUUUACUGUGCAUAAAAAAUGAUAUUCAGCUACAAAAUACCAAUAUGCGAUUAGCUAUACAGCCCGAAGAAAUGUUGGUGAUAACUUUGAGAUACCUCGCUUCAGGGUGCAGUUUUAAAGAACUGCAUUAUAACUAUCGGAUUGGGAGAAGUACUGCAAGUGAAGUCGUCAGAAAAGUAUGCAAAAGUAUUUGGAACAGAUUAAAAGAAAUAUGCAUUCCCAUUCCUGAUCAGGGUGCUGUUGAUGGAAUGCAUAUCCGAAUCAUAAAACCGGAAAGAAGUGGUUCAUUAUAUAUGAAUUAUAAGCAUUACUUUUCCAUUGGACUGCUAGCUAUUGCCGACGCAAACUAUAAGUUCAUAUAUGUAGAUGUUGGAUCUUAUGGAAAAGAUUCAGAUUCAACUAUCUUUAAAAACUCGGCACUUUGGGAAAAUUUGAAAAAAAAUAAUUUGAAUAUACCAGCAUCAACAACAGUACCAGGAGUUGAUAUUUCAUUACCAUACGCGUUUGUUGGUGACGAAGCAUUUGGACUGGACAAGCACUUACUUUGACCCUACU